Messenger RNA from Nerophis lumbriciformis (worm pipefish), 1763 nucleotides. RefSeq lists its product as uncharacterized. Gene Ontology annotation, molecular function: protein-disulfide reductase activity. The record is from RefSeq and is a predicted model, not a curated record. NCBI's taxonomy places the organism in Eukaryota, Metazoa, Chordata, Actinopteri, Syngnathiformes, Syngnathidae.
GGAUGAAUGUUGCUACACAGGUUCGCAUUAGUACUCUUAGCAGCACUCUUAGAUAGUUCGGUGCAUCUGACGCUACUUUUCUGAGCAUGCGCGGUUUUUGCUUGGCGGCGAGAAAUAAUUUUCCGAGUGGGUGCUCGGCAUUGUCCGUGGGUGCUCGGGCCCGGAAGCACACACGAGAUCGGCUCCUUGUGGUUCGGUGUCAUAAUUCAUCAGUCAGCUGUUUGAGUCUCACUCUAAUUCCAAGUUCAAAUGUUUACCAACAUCAAAAUUGGUGUUUUAUCUUUAGGCAGACUGCCUCCUAUUCAUUUCAGGACAAGUGUGGCAAAUGUUCUCUGCAGACAUCAUCGGAACCUCGCCUCUCAGUCCAGGGUCAAGGUGCUGUAUGAUGGACUUUGUCCCAUAUGUGUGAAGGAGAUUCAGGUCCUUCAGUUUCUGCAAAAAAACAAGCCCGACAAGGUGGACUUUGUCGAUAUCUCACUUCCAGGCUACGAUGGAUCCAAAUACAACGGGGUCAGCUUUGAGGCAGCCAUGGAAGAAAUGCAUGUGAUCGAUGAGAACAAUGAGGUGCAUCGGGGCGUCCCCGCGUUUGCAGUCAUGUAUGCCGCAGUGGGCCUGGACUUUUUGGGUCGCUUUAUGAUGUGGUCACCGGUGAGACCGUUGAUGGACAAGGCCUAUGCUGUCUUUGCCAGGAAUCGCUUAAAGUGGACCGGACGCGGGGAAGAGUGCGCCACAGGACGUUGUGAAAAGAAAACGCCUUGACCCUUGGUGAAUAGAUAAAAUUCAGAAUCUAUAAACUACAUUUUUUGUUUUAGGAUUAUCAGGGACUCAAAUGGACAAAAACACAGUCCGUUGCUUAACCCUCUGGGGACAUUCCAUUAUUAUUAGACAGGACAUAAAAGUGUAAAAGUCUUUGAGGGGUGUAAAACAAUUUUGGAUUCCUUUUUUGUUUUGUUUACUUUUUUCUGAUCCAAUUAGUCAAACUUCAGUCCUAAACAAAAAUAUGGAACAUAUAGUGGUGUUGAUUUUUUGACCCUUUUGAAGGCUCAGUUAAAUGUCACAUGUUUAUUUGUAAAUUAAUUAAUAAAUGAAUCAGUUUGUUUAAUAUUUAAUUAAUUAGUAAAAUCAAAUUUUAUUAAUUAGUAAAAUCGCUAUAGUUAUGAAAAUAUUUAAUAAUUGACAGUGACAUUGUUUCAUCUAAAGGGUAAAAUAAAAUAAAAAAUACAUGUUUGAUAAUUUUGUUCAGGGUUGAAGUUGAUUUCGUGAUUAGAGCAAAAAAAUGUAAAUCCAAACAUUUGUAUGCCCCUUGAAAAAUGGAACAACUUUUAUUUCCCGUUUGGCUUUUGGGGUAUUGUGGAAUAACUGCCAGUGUACUGUACACUUUUGAAAGAAUUGGACAUUGACAUUUUAAAAUUCAACAUGAAAACCCCCUCUAAGGAACAAUCAUGUAUAAUGGAGGAAUACCACAAAAUUGAUGUCCAAAAAUGUACUCAAAGGACUAAAAAGUCAGCCUUUGUCUGCUUAGGGUUAAGGGAGGUUUGCAGGGCCUGUCUAUGCUAAGUUCUUAAAAAGGGGGGAAGAAAGACCUAACUGUAGCUCUACAAUAACGGUAAUAUGGCUAUAUGAAGAAGAAAAUGAAUUCAUGGGCAUUCAUGAGUCAGACAUAAUUCAUUUGUAAUUUGACUACUAACCAUAGUUUAUUAUCACUGUAUGUAAGAUGUUACUUGAUCAGUUGACACUAUUAAUAAAGUCAAUAUUCAAAAGCA